Vanderwaltozyma polyspora DSM 70294 is the source of this 1323-nucleotide messenger RNA. It is a transcript of the gene URA1, whose product is annotated as dihydroorotate dehydrogenase. Gene Ontology annotation, molecular function: dihydroorotate dehydrogenase activity. Lineage: Eukaryota; Fungi; Ascomycota; Saccharomycetes; Saccharomycetales; Saccharomycetaceae. The record is from RefSeq and is a predicted model, not a curated record. The transcript has a single exon. Bases 1 to 1323 code for a protein of 440 amino acids. Gene Ontology annotation, biological process: pyrimidine ribonucleotide biosynthetic process; 'de novo' pyrimidine nucleobase biosynthetic process. Gene Ontology annotation, cellular component: cytoplasm; mitochondrial inner membrane.
AUGUUUGCAAGAAACAGUUUAAACAUCCUAUCAAGAAGAGCUUUCUCCUCUAAAAAUGCUGCUCAACGCACAGUUUUGAAGUCAAGCUUCAUCUCUAUUAAACCUUUCUACUUAGCAUUGGGUUUAGUAGGUGCAAGUGCUGGUUACUUAUAUGUUAUGAACUCCAGAUCAGCAAUCCAUGAAUACGUCAUUUGUCCAGUUAUUAGAUUCAUCACUCCAGAUCCAGAAAACGGUCACACCAUUGGUAUGUUCUGUUUGAAAUGGGGUUUGGCUCCAAAAUUAUUCUUUGAUAAAGAUCCUGAAUCCUUACAUGUUAACGUAUUUGGUAAAACUUUGACUAACCCAUUGGGUUGUGCUGCUGGUUUAGAUAAAAAUGCAGUUGCCAUCGAUGGUAUCAUGCCAGCUGGUUUCUCCUAUUUAGAAGUUGGUACUGUUACUCCAUUGCCACAACCAGGUAACCCAAGACAAAGAAUGUUCAGAUUGCCUGAUGAUGAUGCAGUUAUUAACAGAUUUGGUUUCAAUUCCGAAGGUCAUGAAGCUGUCGCUAAGAACUUGACCAAACGUAUCAAAAGUCACUUGAACUCUUACUUUAAUGAUAAACAUUUUGAAACCCUAUCUUUGUACAAGAAUAAAAUGUUGGCUGUUAACAUUGGUAAAAAUAAGACCGGUGACGAAGUUCAAGAUUAUAUUAAAGGUGUUGAAAAAUUCCAAUCUUUAGCUGAUGUCUUGGUUAUUAAUGUCUCUUCUCCUAACACCCCAGGUUUACGUGAUUUACAAGAAGAAUCUAAAUUAACCAAUCUAUUGACUCAAGUUGUUGCCAAGAGAGAUUCUUUAGUUAACAGAGGUGACGCCUUAGGUGAAAAGACUCACAGACCACCAAUUUUAGUUAAGAUUGCUCCAGAUUUAACUGAACCUGAAUUCCAAUCAAUUGUUGAAUCCGCUAAAGCCUCUAAAAUUGACGGUAUCAUCGUUUCUAACACCACAAUUCAAAGACCAGACAGUUUAAAGACAAAGGAUAAGACAUUAGUAAAUCAAACUGGUGGUUUAUCUGGUAGACCAUUAAAGCCAUUUGCUCUCAGAGCCUUGAAAACUGUUGCCAAGUAUUCCAAGGAUUCUGACUUAGUUCUAGUCGGCUGUGGUGGUAUUUACACCGGUAAAGAUGCAAUUGAAUUUGCUAAAGCCGGUGCUACUUUUGUUCAAAUUUACACCUCUUACGGUUACUCUGGUCCAACUAUUGUUGCAAGAAUCAAAGACGAAAUCGCCGAUGAAUUGAAGAAAGAAGGUAAAACUUGGAUGGAAAUUAUCGGUGAAGAUAACAAAUAA